Triticum turgidum subsp. durum (durum wheat) is the source of this 852-nucleotide messenger RNA. The record is from the annotation of a GenBank genome assembly. NCBI's taxonomy places the organism in Eukaryota, Viridiplantae, Streptophyta, Magnoliopsida, Poales, Poaceae.
AUGGAUUUGAACAGCUCAGAGAAGUUGCCUUUGCCGAGCCGUCCACAGCCACCCUUCUGGUACUCUUCCCCUCUCUCGUCCUUCUCCAUGCACCCGAUCCUUUGGAUCAUCUCCAGGAACAACGUUGGCCUGAACAUAAUAGUUGAUGCAGUUAGAUUUGGAAUCACGGGGAGUAGAGCAAAGAAGCAGCUUGAAUUUAUAAUCCAGGUCUUGGAGAACAUUGUAAGCCUGCUGCUUCUAUUUGUGUACUGCGCCAGUAGAUCUCCUGAUGCCGCGGCGUGGAUCAGGCUAGAUCAGCUGCUGGAUGCUAUGUUGACAAACGAGGUAGGCAGGAAGGCGUUCACGUCGCAAGGCUCGGCUCUGUUGAGGGUGGCUGCGUCCGUCUUCACUGAGAUCCAGUCGCUGCAGGAUCUCCGAAGGACAUUUCUCUGUUCCACGAACGUGUCGUUUCACCAUGCACCGACGUUCGGGUUGAUAUGCGGGCUGGUUGGAUUUGACAGUGAGACAACACCCAGGGCUUACAUGUUUGUGACAAUGAGGGAUGUGAUCUCCUUGGCGACGAUGUUCAAUUUGAUCGGACCGCUUGCUGCUUUGGUGCUGCAGCACCAGGUUACGCCAGAUGCUGAGAAGAAGCUGCAGAAGUGGAGGGACCGUGAUGUCUCUGAAGCAUCACAGACUGCGUCGCUGUUUGACACGUUGCAGGGCUGCCAUGGUCUAGGCUGUUUUGCUCCUGACAAUGAGUUUCGCUUCCAUAUAUUUCCGUCUCUCAUGUUGUACAAUGUCUUCAAGCAUACACAACAGAGGGCUCAAAUUCAUGGUACAUGUAUAAUUCAUGCCUUCAUAUUAUUCUGA